Messenger RNA from Lacerta agilis (Sand lizard), 1999 nucleotides. RefSeq names its product zwilch kinetochore protein (gene ZWILCH). The coding region runs from base 112 to 1938 and encodes 608 amino acids. Lineage: Eukaryota; Metazoa; Chordata; Lepidosauria; Squamata; Lacertidae. The transcript has 18 exons. The record is from RefSeq and is a predicted model, not a curated record. Gene Ontology annotation, cellular component: RZZ complex. Gene Ontology annotation, biological process: mitotic spindle assembly checkpoint signaling; protein localization to kinetochore.
GGCGGAGGGAUUCCCACCGGAGACUUGUCCGAGGCCGAUUUGUAAGGAAGAAGUUCUGGCGCGCAGUUCGUUUGUAGCUUGAGCGAAAGGAAGCGGCGGGAGCUGCUGCGCAUGUGCGGGAGUGGCCCGGGAGAACCGGCGAUGGGCUCCCAGCGGAUUCAGGAGUCGCUCCUUCGGUUUCACAGCCUCCUCCUGCGAGUAUAUGAGGAAGGAAAAAAGAAUAUCAACCAAGGACCACUUACCUUUGAGGCUGAUGUGCAAGUCUAUUUGAUUCAAGAAGGAUGUAUAAAUCCCUUGCAGAGCUUCUGGGACAGGAGUGAUACAAUGUUCAUUAUGGAGAAAGUAAGACCUUGUGAAGAAAUGCAAGAACUGGAAGAGCAGCAGAUAGGUGACCCUUCUAUUUCUAGGACUUUCCCCAAAGAGAAUUCUUCAGCACUUGCUUUACCUCUUCCAAGAGCAAGGCAGUUGAUUUCAUUCUACACAAUGUCUCAAAAUCCAAACAUGGCCCACCCCAACAUAAACGAGUCAGCACCGCUUCCUCCACUCUGGGUGCGAUGUGAUCACACCGACCCCAAACAAACUGUCUGGCUAGGAGCUGAACCUUUCUGCACUGGAAACAAGAUUACAGGGAUCCAUCUAUACACAGUUACCUGCAAUGGUCCAAUAUCAAAUAAAAAUUAUUCAGCAGACUUGCAAGAACUAAAAGAUACUCACAGAAUAAGGAAUCACUCUUCUGAUUUGACAAUAAAGGGUUUUGCCCGUUACAAGUUCCUUGAAACCACUUCGUUAGACUCCCUCUCACUGGAGGACACCCUUAUUCCAUUGGAGAGAAAUAUAUACGCUGAUUUUUCUUGGAACUCUGUAAAGAAGAUGAUGGAGUUCCCUCCCCUGACUUCUGCUGCCACACUGAAGAUUCAGAUGGCAUCUGGGAGCCCCUUGAGUUCUGUGUAUGAACUGAACAGGGAGUUGCAGUUCCUUCUGAGUUUGGCUGAGAGCUUGAAGACUGGCAUGGAUGACUGGCCUAAACCUGUGGGGGGGAAACCAGCUGUUGAACUAGUACAGAAACUUUUGAAAGAUUUAAAGGACACAAUGGACGGUUUGAAGAUGCCAAACAGUAGUGAUGCUGAGAAUCUCCAGGAUGACACCGCUGUAGUUUAUGGCACCAUGAAAACACAUUUUAGCAGGAGAAGAGACAUUGAUUUUGUUGAGCAGAUCUGGUGUAAAAUAUGGAAGAAUGUUGCGUCAUAUGAAGAAUUGGUGGAGUGCUUCACAUUGGUAAUGAAAGCUCUCCAGCAUGGUGAAUUGAAGACCUGGGUUCAUCAAGGAAGUAACAGCUUACUGAGCAAACUGAUUAAGCAAUCUUAUAAUGGAAGCAUAGAAACAGUUUCUCUUAGUGGACAUACUCCAAUUCAAAUGCUUCUAGAAAUUGGUGUGGAUAAGAUGAAGAGAGAUUAUGUUAGCUAUUUUGUAGGCAAGAAAUUUGCAAUCCGUACUCACUUGGACUACUUCAUGUCAACUUCAGUCGAUCUGCAGGAGCAGGUUCAUCGCAUCCAGAAACUCCACCAUAUGCUAGAGAUCAUGGACAAUUGUGUAGAACUUCUUAAACUCGAGCAAGAGAACCUCUUCUUCUUGACACAGUCCUGUAUAAAUUACUACAAGAAAAAUGCCCUGGAUGAAAAUAAUGUAUUUCAGCUGCCAGUCAGGACAAGUUUUGUGAAGGAGUUCUACCAAAAUGCAAAUCCUCAAGUAUGGAGAGUGGAAAUCAGCAGUGGGCAAGGAGAGAAAAAAGUGAAAACAAUAUGGCAGCUGAGCACCACAAUGCCAGCUGAACACAUGAGCUCAAGCAGUGUAGGUCUUCUGGAUGAUACUGAAGAUGGUAGCAGUAAAGAAAUAUGUUUUAUUACCUUCACUGAGUGCUCUCAGGUGUACUUUACAUAAAAUAGCGAAAUAUGAAAUCUACAUAAGACAGUUAUUAAUGCCUGAUGUUUAAAUGUAUUUA